GGUUCGUCCGUGGUCUUGCGCAGAGUGCGUCUCGCGGGCCUUUCCGUUCGGCACGUUCGCGCAGGCGGCGGGAAUCUCUUCAGCGGGUAGGCCCCGUCGCGGUGGUGGUGGUAGUUUUCAAGAGUCGGACCGAGCGCGAUGUCGGGGGCUACGGGCGGCGCGGCGGGCUCGGCCCGAAAGCGGUUGCUGAAGGAGGAGGACAUGACCAAGGUGGAGUUCGAGACCAGCGAGGAGGUGGACGUCACCCCCACCUUCGACACCAUGGGCCUGCGCGAGGACCUGCUGCGCGGCAUCUACGCCUACGGCUUUGAGAAACCUUCAGCCAUCCAGCAGAGAGCAAUCAAACAGAUCAUUAAAGGAAGAGAUGUGAUUGCACAAUCACAGUCUGGAACAGGCAAAACAGCAACAUUUUCCAUCUCCGUUCUACAGUGUCUGGAUAUCCAGGUUCGUGAAACCCAGGCAUUGAUCUUGGCACCUACUAGAGAAUUGGCAGUACAGAUUCAGAAGGGGCUUCUUGCGCUUGGUGACUAUAUGAACGUCCAAUGUCAUGCAUGUAUUGGGGGGACCAACGUUGGUGAAGACAUCAGGAAGUUGGAUUAUGGACAGCAUGUUGUUGCUGGCACACCAGGGCGUGUAUUUGAUAUGAUUCGUCGUAGAAGUCUGAGGACUCGUGCGAUCAAAAUGUUGGUUUUGGAUGAAGCUGAUGAGAUGCUCAAUAAAGGUUUUAAAGAACAGAUCUAUGACGUGUACAGAUACCUUCCCCCAGCAACACAGGUGGUUCUGAUCAGUGCUACCUUGCCACAUGAGAUCUUGGAGAUGACCAACAAAUUUAUGACUGAUCCCAUCCGCAUUCUGGUGAAACGUGAUGAGUUGACUCUAGAAGGAAUCAAACAGUUCUUCGUGGCAGUGGAGAGAGAAGAAUGGAAAUUUGAUACUUUGUGUGACCUAUACGACACACUCACUAUCACACAGGCAGUAAUUUUCUGUAAUACCAAGAGGAAGGUUGACUGGCUGACUGAGAAGAUGAGAGAAGCCAACUUCACUGUUUCAUCAAUGCAUGGUGACAUGCCCCAGAAGGAGAGGGAAUCUAUCAUGAAAGAGUUCAGAUCUGGUGCAAGCCGAGUUCUUAUUUCUACAGACGUUUGGGCCAGAGGCCUAGAUGUACCUCAAGUCUCCCUGAUCAUUAAUUAUGACUUGCCCAACAACAGAGAAUUGUAUAUACACAGGAUUGGUAGAUCAGGCCGCUAUGGACGGAAAGGUGUUGCCAUCAACUUUGUAAAGAAUGAUGACAUACGUAUUCUGCGAGACAUUGAACAGUACUAUUCUACCCAAAUUGAUGAAAUGCCUAUGAAUGUUGCUGACCUGAUUUGAAGAAACAAGAUGGGCUGAAGAGAGUGUCUCCUCUUAGCUGUGAUUUGUUACUCAACAGCACCCAAGAGCUGCUUUUAACUCUACUUCUUACUGAUACUUGUCUUUUAAAGAACCAUAUCAGUGUAAUUCCAAAAUGGUUAGAAGUUUAUCUGCUUCAAUCUAGGCCCCUACUGCUGAAUAUCAUACUUGAAAGAUCAGAGUUGGUGAAAAGUAAUAUUGGAAGCAGCUGAGAGUCCUUGGUAGGUUUUUUUUUAAAGUCAUUGUGGGAUCUCCUAAAAAUAAAAAAACAUUGUUUUAAUUUUUUUUAUGUAAGCUGUAAAGUAGCAUCUCUGUAAAUAAGGUGUUCAUUGUCAUCCUACCUGUUCUUUUUUCCUGAUUAAACAAUGAAGUUUUCAUAUAAAUUCCUUAUCUAUUCACUAAUUCUUUGAUGGAAAUAAAGGUUAUUUUUAACAAGUGUGGUACAUCCCAUCUCAAAC
This is a messenger RNA of Elgaria multicarinata webbii, 1847 nucleotides long. It is a transcript of the gene EIF4A3, whose product is annotated as eukaryotic translation initiation factor 4A3. The record is from RefSeq and is a predicted model, not a curated record. Bases 139 to 1371 code for a protein of 410 amino acids. Gene Ontology annotation, molecular function: ATP binding; RNA helicase activity; mRNA binding. Gene Ontology annotation, cellular component: catalytic step 2 spliceosome; nucleolus. The transcript has 12 exons. Lineage: Eukaryota; Metazoa; Chordata; Lepidosauria; Squamata; Anguidae.